CCUGUGCGCCCAGAGUUGCUGCUCUUCUCCUGCCAGCAAGCAAGGCCGCCCACCACUCGUGUGUGCAGCGCAAGUGUGGCGCCAAUGCGAUUUGCGUGAAGGAGAGGGGCGAUGCCACCUGCGUCUGCAACAUUGGAUUCUCCAUGACCUCCACCGGCUGUGUUG
Messenger RNA from Closterium sp. Yama58-4, 165 nucleotides. NCBI's taxonomy places the organism in Eukaryota, Viridiplantae, Streptophyta, Zygnematophyceae, Desmidiales, Closteriaceae. The record is from the annotation of a GenBank genome assembly.